Messenger RNA from Drosophila ficusphila, 2863 nucleotides. RefSeq names its product slo-interacting protein 1 (gene Slip1). NCBI's taxonomy places the organism in Eukaryota, Metazoa, Arthropoda, Insecta, Diptera, Drosophilidae. The transcript has 6 exons. The record is from RefSeq and is a predicted model, not a curated record. Gene Ontology annotation, molecular function: protein binding. The coding region runs from base 80 to 2455 and encodes 791 amino acids.
CCACACAUUUAGCAUCCGAAAAAAUAUGUACACAAUUAAAUGAAAACAUACAAUGAGUUUUUAGAAAUAAGACAGCAAUAUGAAUAGUUGCGUUGUCGAAGUUGAGUACGAAUAUGUCGUGUUGAAAAUUAAUGGUUACGAUAUAAGUAAUUUGACAUGGUAUGAAGCGGUUCAAAAGUUCCUGCAAGCUAAAGAAACCCUGGUAGUUGAGUUAUGCAGACAAAAGCAUAGUGCUUUUAAUUUAGAAUGUAAACAAGAUGCCAAUACCAAACUGCCAGAUGUGGACAAAGCCAGUUCAAACGUUUUGCAUUCAAAUAAAUGCAAAAAACAGAUUUCUAAUUUAACUGAAAAGCCAAAAGACGCAAUCAUUUCUGCGUCGACAACAACUAACAGUGCCUCUCAACAAGUGAACACCAGCCCGUCAACGACUCUAGCUGCUUCGGGUGAAAUUACAACUAAAAAUCCAGUUAUUUUGACUCUACGGACUCUUAACCAUGAAGAAAGUUCAGGAUGCUCCACGGUUUAUGCCGCAUCGAAGGAAACACAAACCCAAGCCUCAGUCGACCAGGACGACGUCUUAAAGGACCACGACUUAGUUCAGACGCUAACCGAUCACUUCAUUGAGCGAGAACACCACUUGUUUGAGCAGUGUUUGGAACCGGAAAUCGACAUUGAGGAAGUAACGCUUAUAAAAGCUGCUAAUAACGCAACCAGCGAUCAAAUUGGUUUAGUUGUUUGCUCCUCUGGAUUUCAGUCGUCAAGCAUUGGUACGAAUAAAGAUCAUAUUCUGUACAACGACUUAGAUCAAUGCGAAGACGUAUUUAUUAGUCACAUACAACCGGAAAGUGUAGCUCAUCGAGAUGGGCGUCUGCGACAGGGUGACCAGAUCCUUCGCAUUAACGGGAUGGACGUUAAAGACCAGGAGGAGGUAGAAACUCAGAUAGCGGAAAGUAACAGCGCAGUUACGCUUCUAGUUAGUCGAAUAGUGUACCCUGAAGAUGACGACGAAGAGGACAUUAAUUUUGAGUACGACAAUACAUUUUUACCAGAUGAUUACACGAAUGUUGUGGAUAAAUUGGAUAAGGUAUUAUUAAGUCACGUGCAGUCCUUAGAAGAAAUAUCUAAUGAAACCGGAGUACAUUCAUCCAAAAGUAGUCACUCAACAAGUGAACAGAAUUUAUCAGAUUUUAAUGUUAAUACAUCGUCGUUGCCAAAAAAAAAGUUUGAAGAAUGUAAAAACUCAACUAGCAAAAUAAAGCUUUGCCCAGAGGCAAGUUUGGAUCAGCGAAAAACUCUAAAUCAAUCUUUAAACCAAAACCAUAUUCAUCGUCAAUAUCAGUAUGACGAAAACGAGCACAUCUAUGAAACCAUUCCCGAGGAUUCUGAAUCUGAACCACUCUACUGUUCGCCGUACCAAAGCUCAAGCGGAAAGAAUUCUAUAGAAUCAGGUGCAUCCUCAAAAGUGACGACACCAGCCCAAGCUUUAGAAACGACUAUGCAGCAACAAACUCAGCGAGUUGCUCAGUGGUUGGGCUUAAAACCACAGUAUCCUAGAACUUUACACACGCUUAUUGGUCGCCCCCCUCCACUUAAAUUUGCCCAGCAACCAACUUGCAGUCGCGUUUUUACUUUGCGCAGCACGUUAACCAACACUAGCCAUUCGAGCAGUAGCGGUGUUCCAUAUAGCGGUUAUGGACCAAAUAAUAUUGCUACCAGAAAUGUGGCUCUUGGAGAAGAAGUUGAUAACUCAUCAAGUGCCUACAAUACCGGUGACUCAAAUAACAGCGCAUCGCCCCAUCAAAAUACUGGAAACGUAAAUGACGACAUCUCUGCCAUGCACAAGCUAGAGAGCACGUUGAUCGAUGGACCCAGAGAAGCUUUUGAUACAACUGCUGUAAGCAGUAUGUUACUGUUACCUUUUGGAAAAUCUGGUCGCAUCGGCCUCUGUUCGUCCAAUUUGGAAACAGCAUAUGUGACCGGUAUGCAAAUUCAAAGUAAGGCAAAAUACGAGAACAUUCAACUUAACGGCGACCUCAAAUUAUUGAGAGUUAAACAUCCUGAGGAAUCGUUUAGUCCUUGCCCACAGUUUAACGCACCAAAUUUGAGUAGCUACCACUUUGUAAGUAGCCAAGAGGUUAAAAAUCAAUUCCAUAGCUCCACCAGUUCAAAACAAAAUGCUACACUGCUUAACUGCGAAAAUAGUGACGAAAUUCCAAUGGUAUGGAAGGUCAAAAGACGCCCAGAUGGAACUCGAUACAUUGUAAAGCGGCCAGUUCGUAAUCGCCCUCAAGUUACUAUUCGGAAGAACGUGCGCUGUAACGAAAUAGCCACAACGGAGGAGGAUACAGUGUCUGAAGUUAAAAUUGGUCGUUAUUGGACAAAAGAAGAACGAAAGCGACACAUUGAACGGGCUCGUGAGAAACGGAAUCAUCAGACAAAUCAGCAUCAACAAUAGCUACAGUUACAUUUUUCUCCUAUUUUGUUUAAGUAUAGUAUAAAACUAAUAUUUUUAAAUACGUUUAGUCGCAACAAUUUUAAAACUUGUUUGGUUGUCAUGACUAAGGAAACUUAGAGACUACAAUUUUAGGGUACAUUCUUAUUAGUGCAUAACCAACAUUUAUAAUUCAUAAUAUUGUAAAAAUGUCUUAUUUUUUAUUGUUUUUUUUUAUUUGGACUAGACAAUGGUCUAAGUUUUGACAAUUUAUGAACCGACAUGAAAUAUUGUCAUCUUUCUGCUUAGAAAUUUCGUUAAUAAUUGUUCCUAUACUAGUUAUUUGUUAGCGUAAUCCCAUUCCUGAAAACAGUUUUCAUUGAUGUAUUAAUAUGAGCAGCAUAUAAAUAAAUUUUAAAUAAUUUAAAAAAA